This is a messenger RNA of Dibothriocephalus latus, 459 nucleotides long. The record is from the annotation of a GenBank genome assembly. NCBI's taxonomy places the organism in Eukaryota, Metazoa, Platyhelminthes, Cestoda, Diphyllobothriidea, Diphyllobothriidae.
AUGCGCUGCGUGGGCAGCGUCCUCACUGGCUUGUCCCUGGCGGAUAGCGACGUUAACCUCGACGCCUUCAUUGAGGCAGUCAAUGGUGUGGCAAAGGAUUGUCGCCUCAGUCUGGGUGUACCCGGAGCAGCUAAGAAUACUUUGGCAGCGCAGCAGUCAGACGAUCCGACUGCGUUUGAAAAUGCGCACACCCCCGUCUUCGUUGAGCUGUACAAACCGGGUUUCGGUUCACUGCUGCUGGAAAUUUUGCAAAUUCUUCGGGCGGCUGCAACGAAUUCUCCUUCAAGUACGGAUGCCAAGGAUGGACUUCCACCCUUCCCUUCUAUACUUAGGUACUUUGAUUGUUUAUGUUUUCUACUCGUACACUGGUUAGGCCUGAGGACCGAAGUUCAGAAAAAGUGCAGCCACGAACAAAUAAGUCUACCAAUAGCCGCCCCUAUCACACUGCGUCCAACAUGA